Raphanus sativus (radish) is the source of this 3780-nucleotide messenger RNA. RefSeq names its product protein EMBRYONIC FLOWER 1-like. The record is from RefSeq and is a predicted model, not a curated record. Gene Ontology annotation, biological process: shoot system development; negative regulation of DNA-templated transcription; negative regulation of flower development. Bases 322 to 3357 code for a protein of 1011 amino acids. Lineage: Eukaryota; Viridiplantae; Streptophyta; Magnoliopsida; Brassicales; Brassicaceae. The transcript is spliced from 6 exons.
CAAGGAUUAAAAAAAGCCAACAAGCAUUUUUUUUUCUCCCUAUCUCUCUCUUAUCCUUCGCGAAGACACACACACAACACUUCUCUCUCCUCUUGCGUGAAAGCUUAGGGUUUCUCCAAGAUUCGCACUCGAAUUAUACCCAUCUCCAGAAGAAUCCAUCCUCAUCCCUUCCGUAAUCCUCUUCUCCACAAACUUCUCUAUCGACUGAUACAGUUUUCUCCCGUCGCCGUGGAGAAUCGAGCUCGAUUUCUGAUUUCUGAUUUCUUCGUCCCCGGAUUAUCCAGAACAAUGUGUUACUGAUCUUGAAGACUAAUCAUCAUCAUGGAACCACCCGUAAAGAUCAAUUCGAUAUCCAUAGAUCUAGCCAAGGCACCUGAUGGGAUAGACUCCGGGAAAUGCGAACAUUUCUCCAUACGUUGGUUUGUUGCUGAGAUCCGUGGAAGAGAUCAUAGAAAGUGUUGGCCGUUCUCAGAAGAUAGUGUUGAGUUAGGGAACCACGAAAGCUACUCUCUUCCUACUCUAUCUGUUGUGAAGUCUAGGUGGUGGCGUUGUGGGAGCUGUGUCAAAGAUAUCAAUGUCAAGAAGAUCAAUGACAGUGAUUGUGGGUUGCAAUCACACUCGAGGUCUGUUAAGGAGACUAAACUCAUCAAUGUUGGUUCUUCAGCAGUUCCAAGUAGAAGAAGAUUGAACUGGCUGAGUGUCUCUGACAAGAAGACAAAGAAAAAUCAUGUUCAGAAGACAGCUACAUUGCUUAAGAAAGUUCGGCGCAGAGCUAACUCUAAGGAUGCUUCUACCAUUAAGAGCAAAAAAAGCGGCAAACUCGCUAGUCCAAAGAAAGUUAGGAAGAAGAGAUCUAAAGAGAGCAGAGAGGCGGUUAACGGCGGAGAAGCUGUGACAGCUUUCGGUUCUUCUGAGAUUGCUGGUGUGGUUGACGACACUCCUGAUAAGGCAACCAAGAAGAAUGUUAUGUUUAGUCAUGUCUCGGAUGAACGUGAUAACAACAAUGUGUCACCACAGAGUAGAAAGCUUAGGAAAACUAGGAAGGUUCGUCUACUCAGUGAGUUGAUUAGUGCUCAAAGCAAAGAAACUCCGUCCAAAAGGCCCUCCAGAGGUAGGAAACGAAAGUCUUGUGGAGAUGAAGACUGCACAUCUGCUGAGAUGACCAAUUACGCCAGCAGGAUAUUAAGUACAAUGGGAAACAAAACUUGUGAUGAUAAUAAUAAUAAUACUGUCUCUGGUGAAGAAUCAAGACCAAGUGGUGAGAGCCUAUCUACUGACAGCGGAUUUAACAAAGAGGGAAAGCAGAGGUUACAACAGGUUUUGGAAGCAGAAACUGCACAAGUGAAUCCUUAUGACUACGCUUCGUUUCCUGGCAAAGAGUUGGUUCCUUGUCCUCUGCAUACUCAGAGAACAGAGAAAGAGAUCGGUUUAGACAAAAAGAGAAAGACGAAAGCUCCUAUGACAGAUCACACCAAUAGUACUAUCAUCACUUUUAGUGACAACAUGGAUACUUUUCCGCAACCCUGUCCGAGAAAUACAAUGCCUCAGUCUACUCGAGAUUUCCUGAAUUCGAAAUGGCUUGACAGUUCAUUUGACAGAGAUGGACAGUUCAAUAAGUUUCCCUCUCAGUUUGAUGAUGGUAGACCUCUCUUUCCAUUAUUGCCUUUGCAAGAUACAAUGCAUCAUUACAAGGAUGCUGAUGGUGCGAUGCUGAAAGGUAUAGGAACAAACCAUUUCCGAAACUUUGGUUCCUCCUUUAACUCCACCAAUGCGGAGGCGUGCUUGAGGACUGGAGUGAAUGUUAACUUCAGCAGCAACGUAGAUACCUUUAGAUCCUCCUCCUCUUCGCUGACUGAUAAGCUAAGCCACAUCUCUUCUGCCGAAGUUCCAUAUGGUUCUUGUUCUCUGCAAAAGGAUAUAUCCACGGCACAUGGAAAGGGCAAGGCAUCUGAGCAUAUAGACGAUAUUCCCAUGGAAAUAGUCGAGCUAAUGGCAAAGAAUCAAUACGAAAGGUGUCUUCCUGACAGAGAAGAGGACAAACAGCCAACCACUAGCGUAUCCAAGAACGCUCUGCUGAUUGAUCUCAAUGAGACAUAUGAUAACAGCAUGGACAACAACAACAACAACACAACAAGGCAACCAAAACCUCUUGGUAAGAAUGUCUGGAACAGCGAUGUCGCCACUAAGGAAGGACAGUUUAUGGCUGGAAGGCAGUGGAUAAGUAGUGUGCCUUUCGGGGUUGGGAAUCCUCCUCUGACCCGAGAUAACCAACCAAGCUCCAUCCAGUUUUCUGGUGUAGUAAGCCCUAAUAGCCAGCGGAUAAGUAGUUUGCCAGCAAACCAACAUAACCCAUUCAGGGUACUGCGUCCUUGUAACACUUGCCAAAGUGUUCAACAGCAGCAGAACAGAGACGCUUCUUCUCAUCGUCCUGUUUGGGUGUCUCCCACACCAGCUCAUAAACCAGUUUCUCUAAACAUGCAGAAGUUCAUGGAUCAUCAUCAUCAGUCAACAAAGCUGGAGAAUCCGAAUACAAGGAACCUGAACUUUACUGAUAACGGGAAGCAAAAACUUGGGUUGGAAGGAGUCGGUAACAACAGAUCAUUGGACACUUUCUCUAGUGAAAGCAGCAUACCAGCGAUGCACCUACUGAGCCUCAUGGAUCCGCGUCUGAGGUCUAACGUUCCCGUUGAUCAGAGCCGGAACGCUAGCUUUGCGAAGCCACCGGUUCACCAGUCUCAACCAGGGGACUGUAACAAAACAGCCUACUCCACGAAGCAGUGGCCGUUUGAUCUUUACAGCAAAAGAGUAGUAACUCCCGAGACUUCUCGUGGAAAUUUAGCCAUCGUUCCACCAGUUGGCACGUCCUCAAUAUCGUUUCAAAGUGAAAUGAGUCCUGCAGAAAACGCUGACUUCAGAUUCCAAGCUUCAUGGAACCAUCACCAGGAGAAAAACUCCAUUGCCCCGUACAACAACAGUUCUCAUCACAAGCCGGUCUUCACAAGCAGCAGCAGCGAUCCUGGGAAGUUCCAGCUUCUUGGAGCAUCAGAUUCUAUGAAGCUACCUCUCAAAUAUCACAUGAAAGAUAACGCCAAGAAACACAAGUCGAAAAACCACAACAACGCCGCCGUCUCUGCCUGUCCUCCAACGACCAUUUGUGGACGUUUUGUGUGCAGUGUCAGUAGAAACCCAGCUGAUUUCACCAUUCUUGAUGCACCUGGGAACGUUUAUAUGAUUAAGGGUGAAGAUCUUAAGGUCAGCAAACAGCCGAGCUUCAGGAAGAAACAAAACUUGUGUAAGCAGGAUGCAUUGAUGCAAAACAAGGUCUCUUUUGCUCCUACUGAUGCAGAGAAUGCCUGAAAUAUCUUAUUUGGGAGUUUGUUUUUUUGUCAGGUAAUUGACUAGAACCAGUUUAGUACUAAGAAACAGUGGUGUCCUUGCUUUCUCAUGUCCAUUUCUAACAAAUUGUUUUUGAUAUUUGGGUCCAAAUUCAAUGUGAAGCAGGUAAAGUAACAGGAGAGACAUGCAUUGUAGAUACAGAGGGAUACGCACCCAUUCCUCUUUGCUUUUUUUUUAUCAGAGAAGAUUAUUAUCUCCUCUUGUUUCUUUCUUGACAACUUAAAAAAGAAUUUUUUGUAUGUUUGAUGUCUCAACAAGUCGAGAGGUGUAAUAUGCUAGGAACAGAACUAAAGGGAAAACAUGUACCACGGUACAAUUGGGAAGAAGUAUAACUUGUCUCUGAACUGAGUGCCUGUAGUGUCAAUGAAAUGGUUUUUGAGGUGA